This is a messenger RNA of Penicillium subrubescens, 525 nucleotides long. Its product is annotated as putative dUTPase. The record is from RefSeq and is a predicted model, not a curated record. Lineage: Eukaryota; Fungi; Ascomycota; Eurotiomycetes; Eurotiales; Aspergillaceae. The transcript has a single exon. Bases 1 to 525 code for a protein of 174 amino acids.
AUGAUUCUCAGCGGUCUCCAAAUCGUCAACCGUCAACUGGUUCGGAACCUGCAAAACGUCAUUCAACAGCAACAACCAUGCGGUAUCGACCUUACACUCCGCCAAGUUUCCAAAUGGACAUCAGCGGCAACAAUUGAUUUCGACAACUCGAAGCGCCAAGCAGCCAAAGUCUCAAGCCUGCCUUUCAACGAUGACAGCCAGGGUAUCACACUACCGCAAGGGGCUUAUUUGGUUGAUUUCAACGAAACUGUCCACGUUCCAUUGAACUGCAUGGCAAGUGUGUUUCCUAGAUCAUCGCUAUGGCGGUCUGGAGUGGGGAUCCAUGCUGGGGUCAUUGAUGCUGGGUAUAACGGGGCGAUGGGUGCGUUGAUGGAAGUUAAGAACCCGCAUGGAGUGAUUAUGUACAAAGAUUCAAAGCUUGCACAGAUUGUGUUCGAGGAGAUGACAGAGAAUGUCGAGGGGUAUAGUGGUGUUUAUCAGUCUUCGACGAGUAGCGCUGGACGGGAUGGACAGGGAAAGUCAUAA